UUAGUGUAUCCUCUCUGUCAAAAAAUAUUAACUACUACUGCACAAAAAAAAUCAUUUGAAUCGAAGAUGGUGAAGAAUGUUGUGAUUCCAUUAAAAUUACCUUUUAAUCGGCUGGAAAAUGGAAUGAAAUUUGCAUGAAUACAUUAAAAAUGGGUUCGAAGAUUCUGAAUGACAUUCAAAAUGAUCUCAAACUGUUAAUAACCUCCUUAACCGGCUUCGAGGAGCCAGAUGAGGGUUAUCACCUGUGUGAGCGUUACGUUUUUUCCAACAUGAAGCACCACCGUUUCCUAUCAAUCAACAGUCACGAGGUGAAACGCACAAUCGCCGAAGUUGAGGAAAAAUUUCGAAUUUACGGAAAAUACGCUGUUGCAAGAGACUUUAAAAAUCUCGUGGAGAACUUCCUCACAAGUUUUGAUUUCGAUCAUCAUCCACAGUACGAUCUCCAAUGGUCUCUCCUCUGCCUGCUUCUGAAUCUCUCAAGAGACACCGAAAAAUCCGAAAUCGAUUGUCUCCACACGACAAAGAUUGACAAGACAUUAGCAGCCUCCGAGGAAGUCGACGAGAUCGAUUGGGGCGAGCAUCUUAAAGAGGGCGAGGCUGACUUUUUCAACAAGUAUGCAAGUAGCUCCGAAUCCGAGUGGAGUGACGAUGAUGAUGAGAAACCAUUGAUAACUCAUGAAAAAUCCCAAAAGCUUCAUAACGAGCCAUGCCCCCUUUCCCUAGAACCUGCACAUCCUCUUCCCGAUCAGAAGCCCUCUUCAAUUUUCCAAUCAGCCAUCGAGUCCCGCAAUUGGCUGGACUCAAACGUCGAAAACACCUGGUGGAACGUCAUAAACACGAGUGACACCAGACCUAAACUCAAUUUUUCUCCUGUCGAUCUCUGUAGAAUUUAUGACAGAGAAAUUCUCAACAAUUCUAAACCUGUGAUGAUCAUUACCGAGUACCAAGCAUGCAGGGAACUGCUGUGGAUGUUUCAUGUGCCCAUGGAGAUGACGAUCUUCAAGAAAACAUCGCUCAAUUCAUUUCAUGUCAAAGACAACAUAUCAAUUACGAGUUUAACUCCGAAAUCAUUCCACUCAGCAUUCUCCACCUAUUGCAGAUACCUGGAGAUGGUCAAUCGAAUUAAUUUAUUUAGAAGGAGUAUCCAUGACAUUUAUGAGGGGGGAGAGCUUCCUCCUUUGACACUUGAGGCCUACCAUUCGUCCAUCAGAGAUUACUAUUGUGAUGUCAACAGAAAAAUUAUUGAAAUCGAACAACGAGUGAUGAAACAGAACGACAUAAACACAAUUUUAACUCUGUCGAGGGAAUUGGAAGUGCACUUGAACACUCUGGAGACUCUGGAUGAGAUUCACAGGUCUGUGGUAAUUCCAGAAAACGAUGAGAGUCAUUGGACGAAGUCUUAUAAAUUGCUUUCAUCGAUAUACAAGGAAAUGGAGAACUCCAGCAGUCGAAAACGUACCAAUCUCUGUGCCUCGUUAUAUCUGUCAUCACUGAAGGUCUACCUGAACAUCAUCGACACUUGGCUGAGUGAAGGACGUCUGGAGGACUUCAGAAAUGAAUUUCUCAUCUCCAAAGUCAAAGGAGAGAACUCGGACACGCAGGAUAAAGACAGAAGCGAGAAUUCUUUGUUUUCGUCUAGGAUUACAUUCGUUGUUAUGGAAAAUGACGGACCUGAUACGGCUGAUCCGAUCAUGAAAAAAUUGUUUAGGAAAGUCAGGGAUAUGGGAAGGAGUGUUGAGCUGCUUGUGACCUUGAACAGGAUAUCUGACAUGUGGAGAGCUCAUUCGGAAGAGUUUGAAAAGAGAAUUCCUCUUUGCGAAGAAUUUAUCAGACGAAUUAUGGAGGGAUUGGAAAGGUUCGGGGAGAGAGAUGAGACUGAUGAUGCUGAUGAUGUCAAUGACACCAUGGAGAGUGACUCUGAUGGUCAAUCUGAUCAGCGAUUUACUGAGUUGGAGGAGAAUAUCAGACAGCAGGUGCUCAGGAUUAAUAAUCCAUUCCUGAUGAAGGUUUUUCAGAAAUAUUUGCCUCCCAUCAAUGUUGAUGUUGUUGAUUGCAAAGAACAGGAGACACCGGAACGAUCUGGAAAAUCCCUCUGGGGAAUUCAAAUCUUCAAAAGAUUAGAAGCCAUUUCUCCGUAUGUUUUACCUUUCAGAAAGGUCCUCGAGGAAGUUCUUGAUAAAAUCCUCGAUAAAAGAUACUCCUGUGCUGCCAAAUUAGUGAAGGACAUUUUGAUUAAUGAGUACAAACUGGAAAAACAUCUGAGGCUGAUGAGAUCUGUUUUCAUGAUGGAACGGGGACAUGUUAUGACGAGGUUUUAUCAAAUGAUGUUCGCAGAUGUCGAGAGGAAUGUGUCGGUCAGUAAUCCGGAGAGUCUGACGCAUCUGUUGGAGGAGGUACUGUCAGAUGAGUGGAGAGAUUCGAGUUCUCAUAAUCGCUGGUCUAUUUCCUUGAAAGAUGUCUGCACGCGGCAAGUCUUGCAGGCUGUUGAUCACAUCGUGUUGAAUUAUGAUGUUGAUUGGCCGAUUAAUAUGGUGCUGACGAACGAGGCAUUGCAGAAGUACAAUGGUAUCUUCAGAUUUGGAUUGAAGUUGAAAUGGGCGCUGUGGGCACUCAAUAAUUUAAGAUUUAGUGAUCUUGAAGGAAAGGAUUCUGUACAUAUGAAUGAUAUGCUUCACCACUUUCACAUGAGAAGACUGGAGAGCUUGAGAUUCUGGUUAUUACAUGCUAUUGGCUCCAUUCACUCUUAUUUAUGUGGGCAAGUAUUGCAGAGUCUUGGAUUGAUCUUGGAAGAACAGUUGGCAACGGCUGAUAGCUUAGAUGCUAUUAUUCAAGCUCACAACGAUUACUUGGAAAAAGUGCACGAGCAUUGUCUCCAAACUCCUCAAUAUUCUGAUAUCAUGGUGACAAUUAAUAACCUCCUUGGUAUGUGUGUCCACGUGAGAGAGCGUUGGGAUCGUGGAGCAAAGCAACUGAUCGCCGCCGAGUUGGACCUGAUGGAGUCCAGUUUUACGAAAUAUCACACUUAUCUAGCCUUAGCGCUGCACAACGCAGUACAGCACAAGGAGGCUGAUUAUUUGGCUGGCUUGACAUCUGCUUUUAACUGACAGUGCUAUGCAGUUGUCCCCACAAAUUACACACAGAACUCACACAUGCUAAUCGAUUGAAUUAAUUCCAUUCAAUGUAGCAUCAUAAUGAAUAGCAAAGUCAUUGUACAUUACCGUUAUCCUACAAAAUACAGUCAUUAAUUUCCUGUAAAAUUAUUAAUUUCACUCGAUGUGUUUGAUGAGAAUUGUUAUCGAGGUGUCGACAAAUAUUGUGAAUAAAUUGAUUUUUUUUUGUAAUUUUGUGAAUUCUAUUACCCCUGACCACUCAACAAAAUUAGAUUUCAUUACGUGAAGAAUGAAGUCGAAAUUGUUUCACGAUUUUCCUUCCUCAUUUCUUCCAAUUGUAAUUUCUACAAAUUUUUUGGAGAUCCAGCAUUUUGUCUCGUCUAAAUUAACGCUUAAGCAAAUAAUCUCCAUGCAGAAUAAAGUAAAAAAAACUCAAAUCCGCAUCUUUCUACACUGAAAAACAAAUUAACAUUUAGCAAAUCUGUAUUCAUAUCAAUUUUGAUUUCAAACGACGCUUCGGACUUGAUACACAUUUUAAAAUCAAACUAAUGUCGUCUUAUUGAAUGUUCAUAUUACAAAUAUAUAAUUAGGAAGAAAAUACAUUAAAAAAUAUUUUAAGCUUAUCGUAACUUAAAAAAAUAGUUUACAAGAUAUAGACCGACUGUAAUGGUUGGGCGAGUGCGGUGUUGCUCCGGCGAUCAUCGAUGCUAAGCAGCGUUUCGUUGGGACACUACUUGGAUGGGUGACCGUUUGGGAACACCGUUCGCUCGCUCAAAAAUUACUGCACGGAAGGCACGGGUGUGGAGACCCAGUGUACCCUUCUAGUCAGUGUGACGGAAGGGUGCACUGGGACCCUGUACUAUCGGCCGACUGUACGGUAGAGGUUUUCCAUGGUUUUCCUCUACUCCUGUGCAAAUGCAGUACAGUUGGGGAAAAAAGUCGGUCCCAUGGCACCGCAGGGGAAGGGAAUAAAAUGUAAAAACCCGAGGGGGUGUAUACAUGUGAAAAUAAAAUAAAUAGUUUACAAGAUAUUUUAAAAUUUU
Messenger RNA from Diachasmimorpha longicaudata, 4153 nucleotides. RefSeq names its product gamma-tubulin complex component 5 (gene Grip128). Gene Ontology annotation, molecular function: gamma-tubulin binding; microtubule minus-end binding. The transcript has 6 exons. Gene Ontology annotation, biological process: spindle assembly; microtubule nucleation; meiotic cell cycle. The record is from RefSeq and is a predicted model, not a curated record. Gene Ontology annotation, cellular component: spindle pole; centrosome; gamma-tubulin complex. NCBI's taxonomy places the organism in Eukaryota, Metazoa, Arthropoda, Insecta, Hymenoptera, Braconidae. Bases 135 to 3104 code for a protein of 989 amino acids.